UAUGAUUUGCUAGAUCUUCUUGAAAUGGAAAUAAGGUUCCUUUAUUAGAUCUCCCCAUGGUAUUUUUGUUGAAAGUACUUUCCAAAGUAAGCCCAUGAUAAGACGGAACAUAAAUAAGUUAUAGCCUAAACCUUAUUUUCAUUUUUAGAGCCCAUGGGGUUUGAGCAAAGUUAUUUGCAAGAGAUGUAUUUUGACAAAAUCAUAAUGGAUGUUCUGGUUUAUAUGCAGGACUCAGACCUCAGCUAACUAACAGUUUUUUCACAUCAGCUGCAGCUGAUCAGCUGUGCUUACAAGCUCUUAUAAAAAUCAACAGGUCAGGUUAGUUCACCCUGCUCAACUAAGGAGAUAUUUCAAUCAAUAAUUGUUUGUGCAGUAGUAUUAUGAUACUACAGUAGCACUAACGCUUACAUGUUCUGAAACUGUGUUAUAUAUUCAGGUGAAAUGAGUUAAUAAAACAGGAGGCUCAGAAUUAUUUUAGGGCAGACUGACUUGAUAUAUGUGAUAACCACUCAUUAUUAUUUAUACAGGUAAGGCGUUAUAGUAUUAACUGUCAUUCUAUCACUAAUAUGUGAAACAUACAUGUAUACAGUAUCAUGGUGCAGAGUGCAGACAUCAUAGGAGAGAUUCUGAACAAUACGGCAUAAUCUUAUCAGCAAUGGAUGUUAUGCAUCUAACAUGAUCCAACAUUUACACAGUAUAUGUGUGACAUAGUACUACAAGUGAAACUAGCAAAGCCACUAGACCAGUUGCAAUAUGUUUGGAACAAUGAAGGCCAUGCUGCGAGGCAUCAGUAUCAGACAGGCAUGUAGAAGUCAAGGUCUGAUCCGUCCUCUUACUACAUCUGGAGAUAUGCCACGAACAAUUGACUGGAGAAAUGGAGAUAAGGUUCCAGGUGUGUUUUCAAAUCAGGAGUUUGACCGCCGCAUUUCAAACGUUCGUCAGCAUAUGUUAAAAGAGAACAUUGAAGCGUGUGUGUUCACAUCUUACCAUAACAUUAACUACCUCUCUGGCUUCCUCUACUGCAAGUUUGGACGUGACUAUGGUCUUGUUGUAACACAAGACGACUGCACAGUACUCUCCGCUGGUAUUGAUGCUGGUCAGCCGUGGCGACGUUCAAGUGCAAAUUGCGAUAGCGUCACAUAUACAGACUGGCAAAGGGAUAAUUUCUUCUAUGCUUUGGUAUCAAAACUUCCAGGUAUCAAGGGUCGUGUUGGGUUAGAAUUUGACCAUGUUACCUUAGACAAUUUCAAGAAAUUCCAAACUGCAUUGCCUAACUGUGAGCUGGAGGAUGUUGGGCUGCCAUGUAUGCAAAUGAGAAUGAUCAAAUCUGAAGAAGAAAUCAAUGUGAUUCGUGAGGCAGCUAGGAUUGCUGAUAUAGGUGGGGCUGCAGUAGUUGAUGCGAUUGAUGUUGGUGUGCCUGAGUAUGAAGUGGCUCGUGCUGGCACAACUGCAAUGAUCCGUGAAAUUUCAAACUCAUUCCCCGAUUCAGAUCUCAUGGAUACUUGGGUAUGGUUCCAGUCCGGUAUCAACACAGAUGGUGCUCACAAUCCCGUUACAUCACGAAGGUUGCAAAAUGGCGAUAUUUUAAGUCUCAACUGCUUUCCAAUGAUACAAGGAUACUAUGUUGCAUUAGAGCGAACCAUGUUUGUGAACCAUGCCAAUGAACGCAACCUUGAACUUUGGAACCUUAAUGUCAAAGUGCACGAAAGAGGAUUAGAACUGAUGAAACCAGGGGCAAAAUGUUGCGAUAUUGCCAAGGAACUAAAUGAGAUUUACAGAGAGGCAGAUAUGUUGCAGUAUCGUAGUUUUGGUUAUGGCCACUCAUUUGGUAGUCUUUGUCACUACUAUGGCCGUGAAGCAGCCCUAGAACUGAGAGAAGACAUCGAGACUGUAUUGGAGCCUAAUAUGGUCGUAUCCAUGGAGCCGAUGAUCUCACUUCCUGAAAGUGACCCAGGUGCAGGUGGAUAUCGGGAACAUGAUAUCCUUGUGAUAACUGAAUCAGGUUCAGACAAUAUCACCAAGUAUCCCUAUGGACCUGAACACAAUAUUAUUCGCACAAAGUAA
Molecule: messenger RNA, 2064 nt
Organism: Owenia fusiformis
Lineage: Eukaryota; Metazoa; Annelida; Polychaeta; Sabellida; Oweniidae
Source: the annotation of a GenBank genome assembly